AUGAGCCACGGCGGCGGCGGCGGGGUGAGGCCCCCGAGGGCGGAGGCCUUCCGCUUGCCCGGCCGCCACGGCUACGCGGUGGAGUGCUCGCCCUACCUGCCGGGGCGCCUGGCCUGCGCCGCCUCGCAGUACUACGGGAUUGCAGGUUGUGGAACGCUAGUAGUACUGGAACAAAGUGAUGCUGGGAUUCGUCUAUUCAGGAGUUUUGACUGGAAUGAUGGCCUGUUUGAUGUGACAUGGAGUGAGAGCAAUGAACAUGUGCUGGUCACUUGCAGUGGGGACGGAUCUUUACAAAUCUGGGACACGACACAACCCACAUGUCCACUGCAGAUCUACAAAGAGCACACUCAGGAGGUUUACAGUGUUGAUUGGAGCCAGACUAGAGGAGAACAGCUAAUAGUAUCUGGAUCAUGGGAUCAAACAGCAAAGCUGUGGGAUCCUACUGUGGGACAGUCAGUAUGUACUUUUAAAGGCCACGAGGGUGUCAUUUACAGCACAAUAUGGUCUCCGCACAUCCCGGGCUGCUUUGCAUCUGCUUCAGGUGACCAGACUUUAAGAAUUUGGGAUGCUAAGGUACCAAGACUCCCAGUAGUAAUUCCAGCUCACCAGGCUGAGAUAUUAAGUUGUGACUGGUGCAAAUAUGAUCAGAACUUGCUGGUAACAGGUGCUGUAGACUGCAGUUUGAAAGGUUGGGAUUUGAGAAAUAUCCAGCAACCAGUAUUCAGUCUCUUUGGCCAUACUUAUGCUGUAAGAAGAGUAAAGUUUUCACCAUUUCGCUCCACUGUAUUGGCAUCCUGUUCCUAUGAUUUUACUGUGAGAAUCUGGGAUUUCUCCAAACUCAAUCCUCUGCUUGAAACUGUGGAACAUCAUACUGAGUUUACUUGUGGCCUGGAUUUGAGCUUACACUACCCUGGUCAGGUGGCAGACUGUGCUUGGGAUGAGACAGUGAAGAUCUAUAGCCCUUCUUCAUUGGUAAUUUCUGCAUAGAAUGAAAUACUCCAUGGAAGACCACAAAUUUGGAAGGAAUCACUUCCAGUUUCCCA
This is a messenger RNA of Euleptes europaea (tarantolino), 1043 nucleotides long. RefSeq names its product peroxisomal biogenesis factor 7 (gene PEX7). Gene Ontology annotation, molecular function: protein binding. The transcript has 10 exons. Gene Ontology annotation, biological process: protein import into peroxisome matrix. Gene Ontology annotation, cellular component: cytosol; peroxisomal matrix. Lineage: Eukaryota; Metazoa; Chordata; Lepidosauria; Squamata; Sphaerodactylidae. The coding region runs from base 1 to 987 and encodes 328 amino acids. The record is from RefSeq and is a predicted model, not a curated record.